AUGGCGGGCCGCCUCAAGGAGUACCGCUACUACCUCAGCAGCGGCGUCAGCACGGGCAUCUCCGUCAAGAUCUCGCUGGUCGAACUCGCACCUGCUCUUGGAUGUUCCAUCAGCAGUGACGCACCCAAACGUGCCGCUGCCGACGCGCCGCUCACUGGACUGGAGCAGCUCGCAGGUUCGUCGUCCGAUGUGCGCAACUCGCCCAUCAGCGAAAUCUUCUUGACGGCGCAGGUCUUUUCUGAUGGUCUUCCAUUGCACCCUAUGGUCGUCAGCUCCAAGAGUCCGACGAAAUGUAGCAACUCUACGAUCUACUGGAACGAGUGGAUCUCUUUUCCCGUGCGCUAUCGCGAUCUUUCGCGCAACUCACUGCUGGCCAUAACCAUCUGGAGCGUGGGGUGGGUCCCCAUUGGCGGCUCGACGUUCUCGUUCUUCACCAAGCAGGGCGUUCUACGUGACGGUGUGCAGUGUCUUCGCAUUUGGGAAGGUCGCGAGGCAGACUCGUCCCCCAAUACGACGACCCCGUCGGAAGUCGAUGAAGAGUGGGUGCGACAGGAGUGUUUCCGACUGGACAAGCUCCGUGAGAAGUAUGAGCGCAAGGAGAUUGCGCGUAACGAGUGGAUGGACAGUGUGACAGACCGUCGAAUCGCUCGCAUUCGAAGAGGCAGCGAGCCACCAACGCGGAGAGACGCGCUUGGACCCUUCUGCUCGUAUCGCGAAGAUGCAUUGCUGUGGCUCGAGAUGCCGUACUUCGGAGACGUCGUCGUGUACGAGGAGGAACCCUACUCGCAACGCAAUUUGACGUCGUCCUACACUGCAGACAUGGGAUCGAGACGUAUGAACUAUGAAAGUGGUAACAAUAUAUCCAGUGCUACGUCAUACGAACCCCAUGCACUCAGCGGAUCGUACGACCUGGCGACAACAGCAGCGUCUGCUGGAAGCAGAGAGAUGCCGAGCCUUGUGACGGUGUGGGAUCCCGACUUGAAUGAAGACAACCCUGCCGAACGCAAGUACCGUCGGCUUGCACGCGACAUCCUGCGCGGUUCGAUUGAUCCCAAUCUCAAGCCAAGCCGUGACGAAAAGGCACGCAUUGAGCUUUUGCUGGCAACGCCGACGGACAAUUUGAAGAACGAGGACAAGGAUCUGCUGUGGAAAUUCCGCUACACUUUGACCGAUAACAAGAAGGCGGUGGUGAAAUUCCUUCUGUCCGUUGAUUGGAAAGACGAAUUGGAAGUGAAGCAAGCUACAGAUUUGCUAUCGCAAUGGUGUGAAAUCGACAUUGCCGACGCCUUAAAGCUACUGGGCCGUGAAAAAGAGUUCAAGAACGAGAUUGUGCGCCAUUUCGCUGUUUCCACUCUGGCGACGGCUAAGAACGAAGACUUGCUUGAUUUCCUGUUGCAGCUUGUGCAGGCGUUGCGGUAUGAGAAACCUGGCGUCGCCAUCACAUCUUCUCGUGGAGCAUUGAGUGGAGACGACAUUAGUAGCACGGACGGAUCCAUGGCUUGUGACAGCCUCGGUCCAUUAGCGCGGUUCCUAAUUGCGCGGUCAAGCACAAAUUUCCAAAUGGCUAACUACUUUUACUGGUACCUGAAAGUAGAGGCAGGGGAGCAAACAAAGGACUCGGAGAUCUUUCACAUUGUGUUGAAUCAAAUGCUCACAGAAAUGAAGCGAAAUGCCGAGAAGAAGCCGAUCUAUGACAUGUUAAUGGCUCAGCGUGAUUUCAUGAGCCACAUUUUGGCAAUCCACAACAAAGCUCGGGAAGAAAAAGGCAGAAAAGACCAGAAAGAAGAGAAGUUGCGGCAUUAUUUGAAGCAGUUUCCGUGGCCUCGAGGGACCAUUAUUUCUCUGCCGUUGGAUCCAUGCAUUCAUUUGAGUGGAGUUGUUCCUUCUUCAGCGAAAAUGUUCAAAAGUGCGAUGUACCCGGCCGUGAUUCAGUUCCAAACAGUCAUUCCUCCGAAUGACCAACACCUCUACUCGACCACUGCAGAAGGUGAAGGACAUGGCAUGACGAAUCUAAGUCAGCCGAUGUUUGGCGGAAACGAUGGUAACAUGAUGCGCGAAUCGUUGCCGACUCGUAUGAUUAGUCUCUUGCACCGCGAGAAGGAAGGGCCAAUGUACAAGUUCAUGGUGAAGAAUGGAGACGAUCUUCGCCAGGAUCAAUUGAUCAUGCAAAUGUUCAUUUUGAUGGACCGUUUGUUGAAAAAGGUAAACUUAGAUUUGAAGCUGACUCCGUACCGUAUCUUGGCGACAGGCGCCAACGACGGUUUGAUGGAAUUUGUUCAAGAUUCCUACCCCGUAUCGUAUGUGGUCUCCCAUUUCGAGUCGCCUCAGAUCGUGGGUUUUCUGCGGAAACACAAUCCGGAUCCGAGUGCAGAGUUUGGAAUUGCACCCGAAGCUUUGAGCACAUACGUGAAAUCAGUGGCCGGCUAUUGUGUACUAACGUAUUUGCUGGGCAUCGGAGACCGCCACUUGGACAACUUGAUGAUGAAAGCCGGAGGCCACAUGUUUCACAUUGACUUCGGCUUUGUCUUUGGCGCUGAUCCUAAGCCGUAUCCGCCUCCGUUCAAGCUUACGAAAGAGAUGGUGGAAGGUAUGGGUGGUCCUACAAGUGAGCAUUACCAGAAAUUUACGACCUACUGCUGCCAAGCAUAUAACUGGCUGCGCAAAAGUGCCGAUCUGAUUUUGAAUUUGCUCAGUUUGAUGGCUGAUUCUGGUAUUGAAGAGCUAUCAGCGAAUCCUGCGACGACUUUACUGAAGGUCGAAGAGAAGUUCCGUUUGGAUUUGACGGACGAACAAGCAGAGCAAUUUUUCUUGGGUCUCAUCAACGAUAGUGUAUCCGCCCUGUUCCCGCUUCUUGUAGACUGGAUUCACAAGGUCGCGACAAAGCUGAAGUAA
Hyaloperonospora brassicae is the source of this 2892-nucleotide messenger RNA. NCBI's taxonomy places the organism in Eukaryota, Oomycota, Peronosporomycetes, Peronosporales, Peronosporaceae. The record is from the annotation of a GenBank genome assembly.